UUUCCGGUUCCGGCCGGGCCUGUGCGAGUUGCAGCCUGGCGGUGGGCCCUCCGCCCGGACCCGCGAGGGAGCAGGGAAGGGUUCAGGGGGGCUCCCCUCACACCGACCGUGCCACGGCGGGACCAGCCCUGUUUGGGGCGCGGAGGAGGCUGGGGCAGCGCCACACGCCGGCAGUGCCCCCUCCUGGGCGGAGAUGGAAGCCAAUGCAGCAAGCGACGAGGGUGUGCAUUUCCAGAGCUACCCCUUCGACUUCUUGGAGUUCCUGAACCACCAACGCUUUGAACCUAUGGAGGCCUACAACCACGAGCACGCCAAAGCAGUCGCUGCCCUUCCCUGCCCACAGCCACAGUACGACUACACCCAGCAGACAACAGCUGCCCCACCAGCCCACUUUGACCGUGUGCCCACAGCCCUCGGCACAUCAAAGCCCAAAGUCGAAGGCCCAUCACCUUCUUCCUCCACAACUGUUUCAUCGGCUAACAUCCAAGUCAAGAAAUCUGAACCAGGGGGCCCUGCACCGGCUCCUCAGCAGCAGCCGCAGCAGCAACAACAACAGCCACCUUACAGCACUCCAGCAGUGGUGCCUGCAACCAGCCAACCUCUCUUUGAUAGCACAGCGGCUGCAGCUGCUGCCGCUGCAGCUUACAACACUCCUCAGUGGGGCAUUGUGGAUCUGUCUGGUCAUCAGCACCUCUUCAGCAGCCUGAAACGUGGGCAGGCUCCAACUCCUGCCACUUCCGCUGGUGUGGUAACUGCUGACAGCCAGGCAGGCAAGGACGACAAGAACUAUUUCCGACGCUUAAAAUAUUUCAUCGACCGGCGCUUCCCUUGUGGAGUGUGCCAAAAAUCAUUCAAGCAGUCAUCUCACUUAGUGCAACACAUGUUAGUGCACACGGGGGAGCGGCCCUAUGAGUGUACCACCUGCGGGCGCACCUACAACCACAUUUCCAGCCUCAUCCGACACCGCCGCUGCCACAAGGACACUGAGGAUGCUACAGCAACUGCCAGUGUCGCUGAUGCUAAUGUGGUAGCAGCGGCAGCUGCAGCAGCGGCUGUAGUGGCUGCCAAUGCAGCUGCUGCUCCAGGUGCAGAGGGAACCACCCAGCCUCCUGCCCAAGGCAGCAACCCUCAAGUGGUACCUGCGCCUGCUGCAGGGACAGCGGUAUCUGCUCUCAGUGCUGCCAUAGCUCAGGCUGAAGGCCCCUUCACCUGCUCUCUUUGCUGGAAGGUGUUCAAAAAGCCAAGCCACCUGCACCAGCAUCAGAUCAUCCACACAGGCGAAAAGCCAUUCUCAUGCUCUGUGUGCCAGAAGAGCUUCAACCGACGGGAGAGCUUGAAACGACAUGUGCGGACCCAUUCAGACUUGUUGCGAGUGCAGUGUGGCGUCUGCGGCAAGGAAUUCCGGGAUGCUUCCUACCUGCUAAAGCACCAAGCAACCCAUGCACCUCCUGGUACCUUACCACCACGUCCGGAGUAUAAGUGUGAUAUCUGUGGCAAGGGCUAUGUGGCUCCUCAGAAUCUACUGCGCCAUCGGCAGCUACAACACGAAGGAGCCCAGCUGCCCAAGGAUGGCACUGGUGCCCUGUCCUACCUGCCUCCAGGGGCCUAUCUCCUGCCACAAGACCCACAGGCAACAAGUUCUGAUGGUGACACCAAACCGACAUCGUAUGGACUUCUCGGUGCUCACCCAUUGCUGGUGGGGACAGCAGCAGGCAAGAAUUUCUGUUGUGGGAUCUGUGGCCGAGGCUUUGGGCGCCGAGAGACACUCAAGCGGCAUGAAAGGAUCCACACAGGUGAGAAGCCUCACCAGUGCGCUGUGUGUGGGAAGCGCUUCCGUGAAUCUUUCCACCUCAGCAAGCAUCAUGUGGUGCACACACGUGAGAGACCCUACAAGUGUGAGAUAUGUGGAAAGGUUUUUGGUUACCCACAGAGCUUAACCCGUCACAAACAAAUCCACCGGCUGCAGCUGCCUUGCUCUUUGCCACCUAUGGGUCCCUCCUUGACACCCAUGGGGCCAUCGCUACCUCCACCUCCUGAGGGGCUAACGUAUGGCUGCUCUGACUGUGGGGAGCGCUUUCCUGACCUCUUUCAUGUCAUGAGCCACAAAGAAGUCCAUGUGGCUGAGAAGCCCUACCCUUGUGAUGUCUGCGGCAAGUGUUUCGGCUUCAUCGAGAACCUCAUGUGGCACAAGCUGGUCCACCAGGCCGCUCCUGAGCGGCUCCUGCCACCAGAUGAGACCGCAGCUGCGGUAGCCCCUCUGGAGAAUGGGAUGGCUAGUGGCGACAACUUGACAUCUUUUGAGGAUCACCAUCCCACUUUGCCAAGCGGUGAGCGCUUUUCAUGCUCCAUUUGCGGCCAAACCUUCAAGCAUUUCCUAGGUCUUGUGACCCAUAAGUAUGUGCACCUGGUGCGACGCACAUUGGCCUGUUCAGUCUGCGGACAGAGUUUUGCAGGAGCCUAUGAUCUGCUGCUGCAUCGCCGUACUCACCUGCAGAAGCGCCAUUUCUCUUGCCCAGUCUGUGGCAAACGUUUCUGGGAAGCUGCCCUCCUCAUGCGCCAUCAACGUUGCCACACAGAGGAGCGCCCCUACCGCUGCACAGUCUGCGGGCGUGGCUUCCUACGUUCGUGGUACCUACGUCAACAUAAAGUGGUGCACACUGGCGAGCGGGCCUACAAGUGUGCCCUCUGCAACAAGCGGUUUGCCCAGUCGUCCAGCUUGGCUGAACAUCAGCGCCUUCAUGUCGUUGCUCGGCCCCAGCGUUGCCCCACUUGCGGCAAGACCUUCCGCUAUCGCAGCAACCUUCUGGAGCACCAGCGAGUGCACUUGGGCGAGAAGGUCUACCGUUGCGACCGUUGCUCCAAGAGUUUCUUCUACCUGUCAUCCAUAUUACGUCACCAACGUUCCCACGAUGCAAAGCGCGAGUUACGAUGUGGGGCCUGCCUCAAGCUCUUCAAAGAUCCCAAGUAUUUCAGCAAACAUCUCCAGGCCCACCAAGGUGGACGCCCGUUCAAGUGCAGCACCUGCGGAGAAGCCUUCUCCAAUACCUAUGGGCUCAAGAAGCACCGCCACAUUCACAAGAUGGAGCGCUUUGCUGCUAUGGGUGCUCACAAGGAACAACAACCCUAGGGUUGGGGUGAUAGCAAGAGAAAUGGGCAGUCCUUACUCUGGUACUUUAAGGUGAGAGAUGAAGCUAGUUCCUGGCUGUUGUGAGCCAUGAGAACAGCAGGUUUCCAAAUAUAAUAGGCAAGAUGGCAGUGCUUGUUGGCAGAGAUAGAGAAGACACAAAAUCACGAGGCCAUGAGCAUAACAAGCCAUGUACCAGAGAUUGAAUGCAAGUGGGGCUUUAAUUGCAAAAGGUAGCUAUCUGGUAACAACAAAUGCAUAUUAUCCUGUCCUCCCCUGGAUUUCCUAGCCUAAGUGUGGAGGGAAAGAUAGUUGACAAGUGGCUACCAAGCUUGUAUACAGUGUUGGGAAUGAAAGAUUUCGGCUUUUUUCUUCCUCGUCAUCAAUCAAAAUCAAACUAUGGAAAAGUUGUAUUGGAAUCACACCAUUUCUGUAGGAAGAUAUUGAAAUGGAGCAGAAGCCACCCUGAAUUCCCCCUUGCAAGAAGAAAUGGUGUUUCCUGCCCACCUUUUCCCCCUUGAAUGGAAUACCAAGAGCAGAUUCACACAUUGGAGACAGGACUGGAAAGGACAUGGGAUAGUUCUUCAAGAAUGCUCACCCCACUUUUCUGCAAAUCUCGCCACUUGCUCUAUGCCAGACAAGCCUUGCUUAUUUUCUGGGGAGGAAAUGUGUUAAUUUGUGUGCUUUCUUCACAUUUAUAAAGACCGUAGAUUAGUUGUUAUCUUUAAAGACCUUGGGAAUCAGUGGGAGGUGGCUGCUAACUGAAUACAGUUUAACCCAUGAUCAGAAUCGCAAAUUAGAGGAGUCUUCUGAAAUUAUGUUCUGGCAUAUGGUGCAGUAGAUGCCUUUGCGCCAUCAAAUCAUUACUUACCUUUCUGUCUCCCAAGGCAGUGCAGGUUCACAGUGCAACUAAAUGGAGGAUCAAAACAUGAAUUCUUCUUCAAAUAAAAAAGAAAGAAAAAACCCUUCUCUGCUCAGAGAGCAAGCAAUCAUGGAAAUCUGGUUCCAGCCUUACUUUCUUGCUGCCAUGCCAGCUUUCCACAUAGAGGGAGUAUUAAAUGUGGGAAAACAUUCCAAGAUGCCAUUCUCCCAUACACAUUCUAAAUUAGUACACUCCCAGGAGGAUUGCACCAUAUGCGUUCUGAAUUGGCCCUCAGAAGGUAGUCAGGAAGUACAAAAGUACAUCACUUGUCAACCAACUUGGGUUUGUGCAUGGUGUCUCUCUUACGUGUCUCAGAAUGCUACUGUUCUUGCAUAAUCCAGAACAUUUUGACACCUUGCAUACAUAAGCCUCCAUCAAUUUAUGCAUAUCAUUUCUUAAGCUAGAAGUGGAUCAGGUCUGUGAAGGGAGCUAUGGUUGGGUAGUCACCCAUCUCCAGGCCAUUUCCACUUGGUCAUGUAAUUGCUGUCCCUUUCCUGUGUUGUGAAGAUGAGAGAAGUGAAAGGGAACACAAAUGGUGAUUCCUUAGGCCAGGCCUGUAUGUUGCAUUGGCUGCCUAGCACACCUAGCAGGUAUUCCAUAGACUGAGCCAUAAGCUCAUUCCUCUUCCAUACAAGACAUGCAAUACACUUACAUUAGACUCCGUGCUGGUUGACUUAGUCUGAGGCUGAAAUUUCCCAUGGUAGCAUUCUCAUCUACAGUCUUGUCUUGAGGCCUUCCACCACAAUCUCUCCAAAUGGAAAGGUAGUGGAUGGAUACAGUAUAGGCAAAAGAUACUUGUAAAUUCCCAGUCUUCAUCCUGUGCAUCUCCUCUUUGUAUCCCUUCAUCAGGUUUCAGAGGAUACUUUGCAAAUCUAAAGAGGCAGGAGGGAAGGUGGCAACCAAAGAGUUCUGGAGCUGUUCUCUCUUGUGGACACAAUGAAGCUGAUUGCACCACCACAAAUGGUGAUUGAAGUCGUUCUUCUGCAGAAAGCUGUACUAUUCAAGUUUUGUUGUUUAUCCAUUUCAGCAAGGGCAGAGUAUGCUAACUUCUUUCAGGUGGCAGUACCAAAGGUGCCUCCCUAUUAUUCCUGAUCUAGCAUCCCUUUGGUUCCUGCCUUGGUGAGAGCCAGCCAAGGAUAUAAGAACCCAAAGAUGCAUUUUGAAUCCAAUGUAUUUGUCCAUCUACUCCAGUGCCUGGAAGAAGAGAGAAGGGGGUGGCUGUUGCCAAAGCUGUAGGGUGAAUUGUGGGAGAGACAAUUGUGAUAGAUAUGGACAAUAGGUCAGUGUAUUCUUUAGAAGAAACCUUGCAGAAUUGAGUGAUACAAAAGUAAACCGGCUAGAUACAUAAUGAACAGAGUGAAUAACAGAAAGGAGAUGGGAAGCCUCUAGUCUUCAUUAAACCACAAUUCCCACAUUUGGUCAAUUCAAGGACAAUUCAUUUUGCCCUUAUUGAGUCAAACCCAGUUAAACUAGUAUCUCUGAUCAGCGGAAAUAUUACUAUUUGCUGUUUCCAAAAGUGGCUGAUAAUGGGAUGUUCCUUUUCUUAUACGUUGAUAUAAAAAUGUAAAGACCUGAACAUGUUGCUGAAAUUCAGUGGAACCUUCCUAUAGUGGUGGCCGUACCUUUGGCUGCCUUAUACGGAAGCGGAUAUUUUUUCCGUAUCGAAUAUUCUCUCCCUCACUUGGUAUUUGCCAGUAGAGCUAAGUCUGAUAUUAGAUUCCUUUUGCCCUUUAUGAAUACAGCAUAUCUUGAUUAUACAACCUGCUUUGUAGUGUCAUCUACCUUUACAUUUAGUUGAACAUUGCACAGAAACCCCACUGAAAACUCAGAGCAUCAGAACUGGUUAUUAGUUCCUACACAAAAGUGUAUGAUUUGCUUAUACUAUCCACCUUUUGGGGAGAAAAUGUGCUCACGACUAACCCAUUAUAUGGUGUGUUUAUUGAAUUGUUUAAUUGUACCUUCCCAAAUGGGCAAUGAAACAUAAGAGAACCGAGAACAUAGAUGACUGAAGAGAAAAAAUAGGUUUCAAAACAACCUAAAGUGUGGGGGACAAAUUGUGUGGCUAUGACUCUAUAAUGACUGUUUCAAUUGCAAAAUUGAUGUCCAACCAGGCCUUGUCAAAAUGAUAGCCUGUUUCCUGAAGAUACGAAAUGUGGUAUGACUUUCCUAGUUUGUUUUGGUUUUUAAUUUCUCUGACUUCACUUUAAAAAAAAAAACACGAAUUAGUAACUAUUACCUUUAACUUACUUUCCUUUAUUCAGAAUCAUGAUAUUUGGCAAGUGGCAAAACAUGAUUCUUCUCAUCCAUAAAUAAUAUUGAAUAAAUACUUGCAGAUGCUGUGAGUUGAGAGUAUAAAUGGAUAUCCUUUUUAGUAAAAUAUAUAAUGGAAGUGAGAAGGCAUAGUGUUUACUAGCAAGGGCUUGUCUGACCAUUAAUACUUAUUGGAGCACAGCUGUUUACAUGAAGUCUGUAUCCACUCUUUUUUCUAGGAGCAGUUUUGUUUAUGAAACUAUACUCUUCUGUGUUGGCUGGGCGUUGCUAGCUGGAUUGAUGUGAGAUUACUAUGAACUCAAAUAACAUAUCAUCCUCAUGUGAAAAAUAUUGGAAACGAAGCGAAUUAGGGUACACCUUCCCAUAUAUCUGAUGAAGUCUAGCAGAUUUGAGACUAAGAGGUAAUGGAAGGGAGCAUUAUUUAACCUGAACUCUGGAAGGGAUAUGAAGAGGAUACUGUAAGUGGGUUGAAAAGUUGGUGUGGAUUUUACUUCUGGUUGGAGAAUUCUUUGGAAGACCACUUGGUUUGGAAAUUGCAGUCAGGCACUAACAACCAUCCUUCCCACUACACUACUUUGGUUUCUGUAUUCAUGGUUAGUUUCUCAGCCCUGAAGUGUGCAUGACUGCAGUGGUGGCUGUCCCACCGGUCCUCAUCAAUCCCAAAUGCCUUUUUUGCUGUGUACUGUGACUAUGUACAGGGUGGGAAUGAUACUACAUCCUUUUCUAGCAUCAGGACUUUUUCAGAUGCCUCGAGAUGCACAGCCAUUUUCUGAGGAUUGCUUCAAACUAAGGAUUCUCUGGUUUUGACUGCGACUGAUUUUUUGCCUCGAUUCACCUUCUCCCAAACUGGAGAUCGGCAUGGUUUGAGAGAGGACUCACACAUCCUCAGACCAGUGACCAUUGUAUAACCUUUGAAUGAAGAGUCGUGUCACUAAUAGGACCCAACCCAUUGCAAUCAUGUUAGCAAAUGACUUUUUGUAUUAAUAUAGAUAUAUACAUACAUUUAUAUAUAAAUACUUCUUUUCUAACUACCCUUUCCUCCCAUUGGCCAUAGAGUGCAGGAUGUGCAGUUCUUUUGGUGCCAAGAUUCAAGUCCCUACAAUAAUGUGUACUAAACUAUGUAUAGGACCCUGUCAUUGUCCAUGCAGCUGAUGGGCCUGGACCGAUAACCUGUCCCCCCUCCACUUCGUUGUACCCCUCGGGGAUUGUACAGCGUGUGUGUUUUCUCAAUCGGGUGGGGGAAUGGGAAUGUGUUUGUGUUUUAAACCAACCAAUUGUUUUAAAAGUGUCUGAUUUAUGAUGUACAGACUAAACAAACAUUAAAAAGAGGAAAAAGAA
Anolis sagrei ordinatus is the source of this 7655-nucleotide messenger RNA. RefSeq names its product zinc finger protein 865 (gene ZNF865). Lineage: Eukaryota; Metazoa; Chordata; Lepidosauria; Squamata; Anolidae. Gene Ontology annotation, cellular component: nucleus. Gene Ontology annotation, biological process: regulation of transcription by RNA polymerase II. The record is from RefSeq and is a predicted model, not a curated record. Gene Ontology annotation, molecular function: RNA polymerase II cis-regulatory region sequence-specific DNA binding; DNA-binding transcription activator activity, RNA polymerase II-specific.